Molecule: messenger RNA, 1627 nt
Organism: Abrus precatorius (Indian licorice)
Lineage: Eukaryota; Viridiplantae; Streptophyta; Magnoliopsida; Fabales; Fabaceae
Product: syntaxin-121-like
Exons: 2
Coding region: 275-1246 (323 amino acids)
Biological process (GO): vesicle fusion; exocytosis; intracellular protein transport
Cellular component (GO): plasma membrane; endomembrane system; SNARE complex
Molecular function (GO): SNARE binding; SNAP receptor activity
Source: RefSeq, a predicted model, not a curated record
CAACCUUCCCCAUGCGAAGUUUCUACCUCUUUACCACACCCUUCGGCACACGCCACACGGUACGGACCAACCCACUCUCUCUCCCUCUCUCGCGCUACCACGUCAUUUUCAACCCCACGUUGACUUCUCUACACGCUCUCUUUCCCGCAGUUGAAAUUGCAUCAAUAACCCACACAAACCAACCCUCUCUCACUUCACUUCAAUACUCCUCUUUCUCUCACCUUGUUGUUAUUGUUGUUGUUGUUGUUGAAUCCAAAGCAACCAAAAUUAAAAAAUGAACGACUUGUUCUCCGGUUCGUUCUCUCGCUUCCGCAGCGACCAAGCCUCGCCGGAUCCUCACCACGUGAUCGAGAUGACCGGCGGCGGCGGUGGAGUGAACCUCGACAAGUUCUUCGAGGAUGUUGAGGGAGUGAAGGAGGAACUGAAAGAGGUUGAUGAGCUAGCGCAGAAUUUGAAGAGUAGCCACGAACAGAGCAAAACGGUGCACAACGCCAAGGCCGUUAGGGACCUUCGUUCGCGCAUGGACGGCCACGUGUCCGUCGCUCUCAAGAACGCCAAACUUAUUAAGCUCAAGUUGGAGGCUCUGGAGCGGUCCAACGCUGCGAACCGGAACCUCCCCGGUUGCGGACCCGGUUCGUCUUCGGACCGGACCCGAACCUCCUUGGUCAACGGUUUGAAAAAGAAGCUUAGGGACUCUAUGGAGAGCUUCAACGAGAUUCGCCAACUCAUAUCGACGGAGUACAGGGAGACCGUGCAACGCCGUUACUUCACCGUUACCGGCGAAAACCCCGAUGAUAAGACCCUUGAUCUCUUAAUCUCCACUGGUGAGAGUGAGACCUUCCUUCAGAAAGCGAUUCAAGAACAGGGCAGGGGUAGAAUUUUGGACACCAUCAAUGAGAUUCAAGAGAGGCAUGAUGCUGUGAAAGAGAUAGAGAAGAGUCUGAAGGAGUUGCACCAAGUGUUCCUUGACAUGACAGUGUUAGUGCAAGCUCAAGGUGAGCAAUUGGAUGAUAUUGAGAGUCAUGUGGCAAGGGCUCAUUCAUUUGUGCGCACCGGAGCUGAGCAGUUGCAUACUGCGCGCAAGCACCAGAAAAACACCAGGAAAUGGACCUGUUAUUGUAUUAUACUUCUUCUGGUGAUCAUCUUGUUUGUGGUGCUCUUCACUGUGAAGCCGUGGGAACAUAAUGGUAGUGGCAGUGGUCAGCCUGCACCGGCUCAAACACCUCCUUCUCCUCCUAAUGCUUAACCUUAGGGAUUAAGCAUUUAUAAAUUGCGAUGCAUGCUGGUUUCAUUUAUUUUUAUUUGAGCAUUGAGAUAUAUUAUAUUUUGGGAGGUGAGAUAAACAUGUAUUAGCUUAUGAUUUGAAAGGAAAUCUGUAGGCGUGACUUACAGUUUUAUUUCGACACAUAGAAAGGUUGGAUGAUUUAACAAAGUAUGAGAAAGGAGAGAGUCUGUUGUUUUGUUGAGGUGGAUUUUUGGAGAUCAUUAUCUUGAGCAUCGUAUUCUUUUUCUGUAAGUAGCUUAUCAGUUUGAUCAGUUGCAGUGUUGCCUGAUAGUUUAUAUGUAUUUUUUAUGGGAUCUUUCCCCAAUUAUGAUGUAUAAUAUCUUACUCUUCUCUUAUGCUGUU